ACUAUAUAACACCUUCACUACUUCUCUCCCUCACAUAUUCACUAGCUCUCUCACUCUCUCUUGUUUAAGCUCUCUUUCAAGGUUUUAAGGAAUGGAGGAUCGCCGAUCGAGGGUUGGUAUGUUUGAGAGAUUCAAAUUUAAGGUUCACAAUUUUGUUCGAUUGGCCACAGUCGACAGGCUUUACUCUGAGCCAUUCGUCCUCUGCGGCUAUCCAUGGAGGAUUAUUGUAUAUCCAUUCGGCAACGAAGCAGAUUACAUGUCAAUUUAUUUGGAGGCUCUUCCAUCUCCUAAUUCCAAUGAGAGAGAAAUAAGAGAUGUGAUAUUUAAGCUGAUUGUAUUUAAUCACAUUGAUAUCAACAGGUCAAUCACAAAAGAGAGUAACCAUAUAUUCAAUGAAAUGGAGAGUGAUUGGGGAUUCGCAACAUUCAUACCUUUAGCAGAUCUUCACAAUCCUCGAUCGGGUUUUGUUGUGUACGACACUUGUAUAAUUGGAGCAGAGAUUUGUGUGAACAACUCAUCAAGACAAGCUAAUCGAAGUGGUGGAGGACGUAGCAGCAGAAAUAGGGAAAUGAUACGAAGGGUAGAAGUGGAAGAAGAAGUUGAAAAUGUAGAAACGGCGGUUUCUAUUGAGGGUCCUAAUAGACAGAUGAGUGAUGUUGAAUUAUUAUUAGGGUCAAUAAGUGAACUUGUGGAAUUCAGGGGAUUAGGAAAAGUGGAAAAGGGUUUUGUUCCGCUGUUAGAACAAGUAUGCUCUCGGUAUCCUUCACUUAUUGAGUGUCAGCAGACGCGAAGCCGCAAGUUUAUUGAAUGGGCUUUCACUGCUUUGGGGAGAGUUCUUUAUUUUCUUAACACUAGAAAAGUUAAGGAUAUGAAUGAGAAAGGUUGCAAGGAUCUUCAAGUUUUGUGGGAGGAACUUCAAGCGUUUAGAUUUGAUCUUACUUGGCUAGAGCCUCAUGUUCAAUAUGCUUUAGGAAUAAGAACCUAUGUGGAGAAAGGUAUGGAAGUUGAAAAACUGAAGCAGAAUGUGGCAACUCUGGAGAUGGAAAUGGAGAGGCUAAGGUUAAAUUUGGUUGGUGCUGAGGUUGAUUUGGCCACAGCAAUAGAAUUGCUGAAUGCAGAAGGGUUCAAUGAGAAUGAUUUGAAUGUUGAACUUGGAUAUGGGAUACCAUAGACCUAGCUCAUUCAUCCCUUUUGCUGUCUUUAAAUUUAGCUAAUAAGGGACUGAUCUUCAAGAUCAUUGUCUAUCUUUCUUUCCUUUUCUUUUUUCUUUUUUUAAUUGAGGAGAGGAUAAUUUAUUAUUUUCUCCAAUUUCUGUUUUU
This is a messenger RNA of Cicer arietinum (chickpea), 1319 nucleotides long. RefSeq names its product MATH domain and coiled-coil domain-containing protein At3g58370-like. Gene Ontology annotation, molecular function: protein binding. NCBI's taxonomy places the organism in Eukaryota, Viridiplantae, Streptophyta, Magnoliopsida, Fabales, Fabaceae. The record is from RefSeq and is a predicted model, not a curated record.